Messenger RNA from Drosophila willistoni, 1059 nucleotides. RefSeq names its product endonuclease G, mitochondrial (gene EndoG). The transcript has 2 exons. The record is from RefSeq and is a predicted model, not a curated record. NCBI's taxonomy places the organism in Eukaryota, Metazoa, Arthropoda, Insecta, Diptera, Drosophilidae. Gene Ontology annotation, cellular component: mitochondrial inner membrane; nucleus. Gene Ontology annotation, molecular function: metal ion binding; RNA endonuclease activity; nucleic acid binding. Gene Ontology annotation, biological process: apoptotic DNA fragmentation. The coding region runs from base 43 to 975 and encodes 310 amino acids.
GUCUACAUCAAAACAGCUGACAGAGAAACGUGUAACUUCGAAAUGAAUAAAAUUCCAGCACGCCACAUUUUGGCAAUCUGCGGUACUGCCCUUGGUGCCUUCUACCUUGGUUCCUAUGCUGAACGUCGUCAAGGAAAUAAUGUCAAUGAGAACACUCUUAAAUUGCAUCUGCCUGGUUUGCCCACUUUUAGCACCGUGUCGGCAGCCACUCUUAUCCCGGCAAACGAAGUGAACGUCAGUGCCACCCCUUCACGCAUUUCCCAGAUCAUGAAGUAUGGCUUUCCCGGCCUGGACCAUGUGCGAUCACACUCGGAUUAUGUAUUGUCAUACGAUCGAAGGAAUCGCGUUCCGCAUUGGGUAUUCGAGCAUCUGACGGCGCAGACAGUUGCAAAAAACGAUGCAGUAGAUAGAGCCAAAUCUGAGUUCCGGCAAGACGAAAGCAUCCAUCCGUUCUUUCGGGCACAGAAUACAGAUUACCGCCGAUCGGGCUACGAUCGUGGACACAUGGCUGCUGCAGGUAAUCAUCGCCUGCAUCAGAAGCACUGUGACGAGACGUUUUUGCUGUCGAAUAUGGCACCGCAGGUGGGUCAAGGCUUUAACCGGGACGCAUGGAACACGCUGGAGACACACGUGCGGAAGCUGACCAACGUCUAUGCCAAUGUCUAUGUGUGCACGGGUCCUCUCUAUUUACCCCACAAGGAGGAUGACGGCAAAAUGUAUGUAAAAUACGAAGUAAUCGGGACCAACACAGUGGCAGUUCCCACCCAUUUCUACAAAGUUAUAGUGGGCGAGUCCGCAACGGAUCAAAAACUUCAUAUGGAGGCCUAUGUUAUGCCGAACAAGGUCAUAAGCAAUGACACACCUCUGUCCGUAUUCCAGGUGCCACCAGAAACAGUGGAAAGGGCGGCUGGAUUACUGUUUUUUGACCAGCUGAAUAAGAAGCAAUUGGCCAGCAUCAAUGGCAAAAAAGUGUGAGAUUAGUUCUACAAAUCGAUUUAGUUAAUUGUAUAUAUUAUUAGGAUCAUGUUUUAUAUAAUUUUUUGCUUCUUUUCCAAAGAA